CUUCUCAUCCAAUCCCCAGUUCCAGUGAGGCGCUUACUUUGCAUAAUGAGCAAAUCUCCAAUAUUGAAGAUUCACAAAUUGUAUUAUCUCCUCAUCCAAUCCCCGGUUCUAGUGAGGCACUUACUUUGCAUGAGGGAAUAAAUUAUGAGGAUAUUCAAAGUCCAAGUCUUAUUCAGCUAUACAAAAAAAAGGAACCAAAUGACCCUUUUCACUUAAUAUUAUUUAGGAUGACAAAUAUUUUGAUAAAUUUCAUAAUUGCUGUAGGCCCUUGUCAGCCAUGUACAAAUAAAUUUCAAUAUCCUGUUACUAACAAGAGGAGCAUGAAUAUAACCUAUUAUAGAAAGGUUAAUAUAGAUGGUUCCCUCAACCCCAGAAAUUGGCUAUCUUAUAGCACUACUUUAGACAAAGUCUUUUGUCUAUAUUGUAUUAUGUUUGGUGGCCCUAAGUCCAAUACUUUUUGGACUCAACAUGGGGUAAAUAAUUGGAAAAACAUAAAGCGUGACUUAGAGAGACACGAAGCAUCUUCUCUUCAUAAAGAUUGUGAAUAUGCAAACAUGACUUGGCUUGCAAAUAAACGCAUUCAAGAUCAUUUGCUAUCAAAUAAGCUUGAUAUAAUCAUGGAAAAUCGUAAUAUAGUUCAUAAUAUUAUCAAUGCCAUUAUGUACCUUAUAAAAUGUAAUAUAGCCUUUUGGGGUUCUAAUUCGAAUGAAGGUAAUUUUAUGUGUCUCAUAAAAUUAAUGGCAAAAACGGUUCCAACUUUACGUGCAUACAUGGAUAACAACGAAAAAUUGCGGAGAAAAAAAUCAGAUAAAAUUUCGAGACCUUAUAUAAAUUUACUGUCAUAUGGCCACGUGAAAAAAAUAACUGAAAUUAUUAAGAUAAAAAUAACAAAAAGCAUUAUUCAAACAAUUAAAGAGAAUCGUGCCUAUAGCAUCAUAUUAGAUGGAACAUAUGAUGUGUCUAAAAAAGAAUGCAUAGCUUUGCUUGUACGGUAUAUAGAAGAUGAUCUGCAUCCACAUCCUGUAGAAAGGAUCAUACAUGUUUUUACAACAUCAGAAACUACUGGGGAAAAUAUAAAGAAACAUGUUUUUUCUAAGUUUAAUGAUCUUGGUCUUCCUCUUGAUUAUUUGGUUGGACAAAGUAUGGAUGGUGCAGGGAAUAUGAGAGGAGUAUACAAAGGAAUGCAGGCUUUAAUAUUGAAAGAGGCUCCAAAAGCCAUCUAUAUUUGGUGCCAUGCACAUCGGCUAAAUUUAGUAGUUGCUCAUGUUUGUGGAUGCAAAAUUGAAAUGAAAAAGGCAAUGGGAAUAUUAGAUGAGUUAUAUAAUUUUAUGAAUGGAGUUAGACGUCAAGGUGUGUUUGUUAAAUAUCAAAUGAGAAAGUCCAAGAAAUCUCUUAAAAGAAUUAAAAACACAACAAGAAAUUGGUCAUCAUCCUACAAAUCUGUAGAAAUCUUCUUAGAUGUUUAUGAACAUAUUUUAGCAUCAUUAGUUGAAUUAAAAGAUUCUAAUGACCCAAGCACCUCUUCCAUUGCCGAUGGAUAUCCAUUUUUACUCCCGCUGGAAUUAUGGAUAAUGAAAAAAUAG
Molecule: messenger RNA, 1583 nt
Organism: Gordionus sp. m RMFG-2023
Lineage: Eukaryota; Metazoa; Nematomorpha; Gordioida; Chordodea; Parachordodidae
Product: zinc finger MYM-type protein 1-like
Exons: 6
Coding region: 228-1583 (451 amino acids)
Source: RefSeq, a predicted model, not a curated record